AUGAGUGGUGCAGCCUUGGGCCUUGAGAUUGUAUUUGUCUUUUUUCUGGCCUUUUUCCUACUUCAUCGAUAUGGAGACUUCAAGAAACAGCAUAGGCUGGUGAUCAUUGCAACAUUACUGGCUUGGUAUCUCUGCUUUCUAAUUGUGUUUAUACUGCCUUUGGAUGUCAGUACGACAAUUUAUAAUCGAUGCAAGCUUGCUGUUAACUCCAGCCCUGCAGAAAGUAAUGGCUCUUUUGUUACUCUUGCUCCAAGCAAGCAGAAAUGUUUCAAACCAUGGAGUUAUAUCCCUAAUGGAAUUAUGCCAAUUUUUUGGCGUGUUGUAUACUGGACAUCACAGUUUUUAACGUGGAUUCUGCUACCUUUCAUGCAGUCAUAUGCUAGGUCAGGAGGGUUCUCCAUUACUGGAAAGAUUAAAACUGCACUGAUUGAGAAUGCAAUCUAUUAUGGCACUUAUUUGCUGAUUUUUGGAGCAUUUUUAAUAUACGUUGCUGUGAACCCAAAGUUCAAUUUACAAUGGAAUCAACUUCAGACUAUUGGGAUAGCUGCUGCAAACACAUGGGGUCUCUUUCUUCUUGUGUUGCUUUUGGGCUAUGGUCUGGUGGAAAUUCCCCGUUCUCACUGGAAUGGGGCUAAGCGGGGUUAUCUUCUCAUGAAGACCUAUUUCAAAGCUGCCAAACUGAUGACUGAAAAAGCAGAUGCAGAGGAGAAUUUAGAGGAUAUUAUGGAGGAAGUUCGUAAAGUAAGUGAGAGUAUCAAGUAUAAUCAUCCUUUGAGAAAAUGUGUUGACACAAUACUGAAAAAGUGUCCUACUGAGUACCAGGAAAGAAUGGGUAGGAACAUGGAUGAUUAUGAGGAUUUUGAUGAGAGACAGAACAGUUACCCAAGUGAAAAAAGUUUGGUCAAACUUCACAAGCAGGUAAUUUAUUCAGUACAAAGGCAUCGUCGUACACAGGUUCAGUGGCAAAUUCUUUUAGAACAAGCCUUUUACCUGGAAGAUGUGGCAAAAAAUGAAACUAGUGCAACUCGACAGUUUGUUCAUACUUUUCAGUCCCAGGAACCAGAGAAUAAAAUUAUUCAGUAUUUCUACACACCAACUAUUGAGUGGUACUGGGAAUGUCUUCUACGACCGUGGUUUUACAGGGUUCUUGCAGUUGUUUUGGCCACGUUCUCUGUAAUUGUCGUAUGGUCAGAGUGCACGUUUUUCAGCACAAGGCCGGUUUUAUCACUCUUUGCAGUUUUCAUACAGCUGGCGGAAAGGACAUACAAUUACAUAUACAUUGAGAUGGCCUGUUUUCUUACCAUCUUUUUCCUCAGUAUCUGUGUUUACUCCACUGUCUUCAGAAUCCGCGUAUUUAACUAUUACUACUUAGCUUCACAUCAUCAAACAGAUGCAUAUAGUCUCCUUUUCAGUGGCAUGUUAUUUUGCCGUCUUACUCCACCAUUAUGCUUGAACUUUUUGGGCUUGACCCAUAUGGAUGCAACAAUCUCUCACAGAGAUGCUCAACCAACUGCUUACACAUCAAUAAUGGGAUCAAUGAAAGUGCUGUCCUUCAUUGCAGAUGGAUUCUAUAUAUAUUACCCAAUGCUUGUUGUCAUUCUCUGUAUUGCCACGUACUUUAGUUUAGGAACUCGCUGUUUGAAUCUUCUGGGUUUCCAACAGUUCAUGGGAGACAGUGAAAUGACCUCUGAUUUGAUUGAUGAAGGAAAAGAGUUAAUCCGAAGAGAGAAGAGAAAACGGCAAAGGCAGGAAGAAGGUGAAAACAGAAGAAGGGAAUGGAAAGAGCGGUAUGGAAAUAGAGAGGAUUCCACUAGAAACAGGGUUGUCCACACAGAGCAAAAAGAAUCCAGCUUCUCAGAGACCAAUACGAAUAGACCACUAUCGAAGUACACCCGAACAAAUGGUAGGACUGAAAGAGACAGAAUAGAACUUCUUCAGGAUGCAGAACCCUUGGAUUUUAAUGCAGACUCGAUUAAUGAUGACCCUCUUGAAUCGGACUCUGGAAGGUACCAGCCUGGUGGAAGAUAUCUGUCAAUGUCUCGAAGCAGAAUAUUUGAGGAUGUCUAAUCUAAAUCUAAAGAAAAUUCAUAGUCAAUCUGUUUCCUACUCACUGCUUGGAAAAUACUGUAUUUACAAUGUAUUAGUGAACCAGAAAAGACCAUUUUUGUUUUAUAAAAAAAAAAUGAAGAAACAACUCUAUUUUGGAAAUGUGUCUGUAUGAUAACUUUACCAUUUAUGACAAGAAUAUUCUUCUUUUAUUGUAGAUGUUAUUGUGUAUCCAUAUGAGCUUUUUGUAAUGACCAAAAGGAGAAAAAUAAUAAUUAAAUUAGUAGAGAAUAAAUUUCAUUAAAAAGGCUCAACUUGAAUUUAAAUAUAUAAGCUUUAGAAUGAACAUUUUUUGGAAGGAUUUUUUUGUAUAGAAGAAGAUGCUAUGAGAAAAUCUUGAUGCAUCCAAAGUACAGUUAUAUCAAUUACAAUAGUAAACACUUUCUAAAUUUUCUGUUUAAACUUUUACGACUAGUGCAAAAUUUACUGAUUUAAAUUGAGUCUUCUUUUGGCUUGAGUGGUCUUUAGAUCAGACCCUAUAUGAGCAGAAAGACUGAAUGGCAGGCUGUCUUCAUAAAUCUUGCUAGCAUCAGUUUUAGAACAAGAAAGAUAAUAUUUUCCAAUGUUCAAGGCCAGGCUGGAUGGGGCCCUGGGCAAGUGGGUCGCAACCAUGCCCAGGCAAGAGGUUGGAUGGUCUUUAUGGUCCAACACAAGCCAUUCUAGGAUUCUGUGUGUGUGACUAGAUGAAUAUGGAUGAAGAUUUCACUGUCAUAUGAAUAUAUGUGCAAUAGCAAGGAAACAUUAUCAAAGACAUGAUGUCUGCUUAAGAUUUUUACAGUUUCAACUGUUGAAAAACCUUGGCACACUAAUGUUUUGGGGUGUUUUUUUUAAGCAUAAAAGAAAUCUAAUGUGAAUAAUGAGUUAUGCAAAUAAUUCUUUUCAGAAUUCAGACUUCGGACACAGCUUAAAAUUUUUGAGUGUUUCUUUAGAGGGGAAAUACAUAACACGACUAGAUAAUGAUGAACACUUAAUAUCCCAAAUGCCCUGUUUGCAUUAUGUAUCAGUUUUUAAGGUGCCUGUAUUUUGCAGUAAGUUGUUGCAAAAAGAAUAAAUGCAUAUUCAUUUAAAUGCCAUUCAAAAAUGCCAAUUAUUAACUAUGUAGAAAUGCUUCUAUUUAAUUGGUGUAGAUACGUUUUAAGCUGUAGUUAGUCAAAUGAACUUUCAAGUGUAAUCAUAAGGUAAAAGAUGUAGUCAUACUCACGAUAUCUUGAGAAAUUUGAUCAACUUAAAAUGCUGCUUUUUUGGAAGUUGUUGUAUAUCCUUGCACUUGGGAGUUUUCUUUUGAGCUUAUUGCAAAAUGAUGAUGAAAAUGGAAAGAGAACAUGCUUCCGUCAUAAAUUCUAUAUCAUGCUUAAAAAGACAGACAUUCAUUAAAGCAGCUAAGACUGAUAUAGUCUGAAAAGUAAACUUUCAUGAACUACAUAUUCUACUAAUUUUUAGAAGUAGUCUUUUUCUGAAGUAACUGUUAAUGGGGAUCUAAUUCUACCUCCUGUGUUUUAGUACUUUAUGUGUUCUAACAGUAGUGGUAUUUAUGAUGUAUUGAUCUGCCUGUUUUAAUAAAACACUGUAUUGCUAUUAUGAAGGAGGAAUAAUACUUGUAUAGAAAUAAUUAUUUAAAUAAAAGGGCAGACAUAAAGUAACCCUCAGUUCUGAGGUGAAUACACUGAAUUACAGCCAUGCUCAAAUGUACCCAAGUUCAUGCAAUUUCUACAUUACAUGCAAGAGAACACUUUUUUAGUUUGGGUAUUUUGUGUCUUGUAAAAGCUUGAUCAAAACCUCAUGGCUGUAUCAGGGAAUGAAAGUCAAGAAAAUAAGACAUUUGGUUUUGGAUGCAAACUGUUCUUUAGCAACUUUGUGAUGUUACAUAUUUAAUUUUUAUUAGAUACACUUAGAAAUGCUAUUAUUAAUCCAGCCUGAUCUGAAAGAGGUUGUAUAUGUUUUUGGACAUCCAUCAACAAUUAAUGUUUCUGGACUUUACAUUUCUAUUUUUAUAGCUUAUAUAUCAUCUAACUGCCCAAAAGUUUAUUUGUAAAAAUACACGGAUGAAGUAAGGUGUAAGUUCUUUAUUUAACUCUUGAAAUGUCACUACAAAGGGAUCUAAUUCAGUGCUAAUGGAAAAAUCACAAAAGGAAUGCGUAUUUUUCUGAGCUCUUGUGAAGUAUUCGUAUCUAGCUGCUAUUGACUUCAGAGUAUUGAAUAAGCCUUCUCAGGGCAUGAUUUUUCCACCCUCAGACAUCUGUGGAAUGGUUGCUAACAGAAUUUACAAUUGAAACUUGUUGAGGAUUGUAUAUACAAAAGCUAACUAGUCCCUGACGUAAGACUUCUGUGCGGUUUUCCUCAGGAUACAGUAAUUUGAGGAGUUUACUGUAAAUUAAUUGCUGUGGGAAUCUGUCUGCUAAUAUUGAAAUUCUGAGGUCAUUGAGAUGGGAAUCCACUGACCUUUUAUUGUAGUUUCAGUGGAGUAGUAGAGUAACCAAUGUCUGCUUUUUGAAACCACAUGAGAGCUUCUAACAUAGCUCAGGAGUUCUCUCUGGAUUGUGCUGACAGAUCCCCAGUGUCACAUACCACCUAGAUGCUAAAAAUUUAAAUAAGGAGUUGAUAAGUGAUGUCAUCCAUGUGAUGUUUCAUCCAUGUAUUCAUUUCUGACUAACAGUUGUUACUCUUGCUCUAAGUGCAAUUUGUAGCUAAUUAGUGUUUCAAAAAGUAAUUGUAAGUUCCUAUGACUAAAUCUGAAAAACUUUCAACUAAGAAUGACUGGUUACAAUAAAAAAAUGUUACAGAACCAAACUAUAUACCUGCACAACAUUUGCUGUGUACUUGAGCUCAUUGCAGACUAAUUUGGUUACUGCUUAUAAAAAUAAUACAGAACUUGCGUGGGGGAUAAGUAAGUGCCUGAAGAUUUGCCCUAACUCCUAGCUAGAUUGUGGCAUCCAUUGCUGAGUUCCUUGCUACUGCAGUUGUACUCUAAAAGUAGCCUAUCUUAAAAUAAAUAAAUAUAAAUAAAUAAACUAAAGCCAGCUUUGGCAUGUUUAAGCAGUGAUUGUAAUGUAUGUUAAUGUUUUUCUUGCAGCACAUUUGGUGCUCCAGAUUAGAUGAUUUGGAGUAUAACUACCUUACAAAGUGUGCUUUUGGAAACAGAAUGUUAGUUUAUUAAUUCUGUUGGUAUAUAGUCAUGUUUAUUUGCAACUAAAGAGUGUCAGUUACUACUUUCCUUACAAUUUCACUUUUUGAAUUACUGAGCAGCUAGAGCAUACUUCCUAAGUUGUGAACACCACACGCACAUAAAAAUGGCACCAGACAGCCAACCAAGCUUGUAAAACAAUUGAAAGAAUCCACGUAAAUUGUCACAAACUUUGAAAAGUGGGAGUGAGAACAGUAACUACUUUGACACUGUCAGUGCUGGAUUUCUUAAAAAGUGCGGAUAGCAAAAACCUCCAGUCAAACUUAUUGUUCCUGCUAGAUCUGUGAUUCUGUGUUUUCAGGCAUUUAAGCAUGUACAUGUUCUGCUAAUUUAUGUAUAUUGGGAAUGAGCCCUCUGCACUUUAAGGCACAGAUCUUAGUGAUGUAAAGUGAGGAAUAAUUUUUAUGAGAGAAUAUAGAAGACAUUGAGCUUCUAGUCUGUGCUAACAAGUGACAAUUUGGGCAUACUAUGAUAUAUUCUGUCAUUUAGGUAUGGCAACAAACUUUGUACUACUGUAACUUCACUGCUGGAAAAAUCACAGUGUAAAAUAUGUCUGUGUUUUGCGGUCAAGCACUUGUAAAAUAAAUUGUCAUUAGCAGUAUUAAUGGGAAUGGUGGAAAGCUGCUAUCUGUUCAAUAUUCUUGCUAUUUUAAAACACAAUCAUGAUGAUUUUUAGAUACGAAAUAUUAACAGUGGUUACUCUGAUUUUCAGUAAUUAUGAUAAUUCUCAUUUUAUUAAAUUUAUCUCAGAAUAUUGCAAAUGUUAAAUGAAAAAUAUAUUAUUUCUUCCAAUUUUCAUUACUGCUGUUAAUUACUUGCAGUCUGAGGGGAUUUACAAUACCAAAUAGAGAUCAUUUUAUGAAUGAAUACUUUCUAUGAUGCUUCUUAAGGAAAUCUGCCUAUUCAUAACAGAGAAGUGUUUCCAUCUUAAUAAUUAAAAGAAAUGCCACUCAUUUCAUAUAUUGUCUCCUAGCUUCUAAUUUUUGUUUUAGCAUUCAGAAAAUGAUAGAUUUUUUACAGAGCAACUUACUGAUGUAUCUUGUAAACCUUUUGAAAUUUUUACUUUCCUUUUCCCGAAUGAACUCUGCAGGAAUAUGCUGCUUCACCGCAGUUCUUUUAAUAUUAUCCGUGCCUCUAAUUAAGUAGUCUAAUCUGAAGCUGAGACACUCCUACACCAUUUGAUUAUGUUGACAGAAACCCAGCAUCCCUAGCAGAAUAGCACCUUGAACUAGAUCCCUUUCUAGUAUAUGGAUUGCUGUCAUUGAUUAUCUUGUAUUACAUUUGGUACCUUCUGUUUCUGUUGUACUUUAAUCCCAGUCACACUUGUUCUUUGUCUCCAUUAAAUGCACUGGAAUGUAUUCCUCAGCAUGCUUAAUUUUGUGUGUGUGUGUUUUAGCUGUAAUUGACAGGCAAUAAUAAUAUGCAACUUCAAUUACUUCUUCACGAUAAUGUUGUUAUAUUUGACAUUCCUGUGAAUUAUAAUAGUUUAAGUGUGAUAUCUUAACUGUCACUGUAGGAACUAUUUUCUUUAAGAGAUCACCUUAAACUCCUAUGGAAGUGUCUGGAAGACAAGGGAAAUAAUUUUCAAGUAUGGCUUUAGUAACAGAAAAUGUUUAUUCUCCAAUGUAUAUCAAGGGUAGGCUGUAGGAGUGCUGCUUAUGGAUAGACUAGCUUCUUUUGCCUUAUGAUACAAGUAUGUGUGCAUAAAAUGUUGUUUUAAAAUUCACUGAGUGAGUUAUAAAUUUUUCUGUGUAGUAUUUAAAUUAUCGAUGUACUGGAUAUAUUUUUGAAACGUGUUAAAAUCAAGGAGUCAAUGAGUUAAGCUGGCAUGAAAUAAAUCAUUUCUGCAAUA
Molecule: messenger RNA, 7139 nt
Organism: Numida meleagris (helmeted guineafowl)
Lineage: Eukaryota; Metazoa; Chordata; Aves; Galliformes; Numididae
Gene: LMBRD2
Product: LMBR1 domain containing 2
Exons: 17
Coding region: 1-2067 (688 amino acids)
Biological process (GO): adrenergic receptor signaling pathway
Cellular component (GO): membrane
Source: RefSeq, a predicted model, not a curated record